AUUUCAACUCGAAGUGCGACAAAAGGUACAGUGGCGUAUGGCUGCUUUUUCUGUAUAAAUCGAGUGUUUGAAGCUGACACGGGAACCAUGUGCUGACCCUCGAGAAGCCGCUGUGUCACCUACCUUUGUUCAGAUGUCCGCACCCCCAGUUGUACCCCGGAAGCCUUCAGGGGUCAAAGUCAUGCCUGGACCUGGGGGUCAUGUUAUCUAUAGAGAGCCUGCUGUCUCAGAGAAAGUGACUGACGCCACUGAGAAGUCAUAUCAAGCAUCUGAGCUGGAUGCAGAAAGGGAAGUGGAGAUCAUUAACCACUGCUUCGAUGACGUGGAGCGCUUCAUGAUGCGUCUGCAGCAGACGGCCGAUGCCCAGAGUGUCCUGAACCAGAGGAAGAGCAAGAGGAGCCGGAAGGGCAAGAAGAAAAAUGAUCAGGAUGAUGACCUGCUGGCCAUGAAGGCCCAGCCUCCAUCUGAGGAAGAAUUCACUGACAUCUUUCAGAAGAUCAAGUACUCGCUCUGUCUUCUGGACCGUCUGAAGUCAUUGAUAUCUCAGCCAGACGCACCGACGCUGCUCCAUCACGUCUUUGUUCCUCUUCGACUGAUGGUGAAGACCACUGGAGAUUCAACUUUGGCUGCAUCAGUUCUCAGUCCAGCUAUGACCAGUGGUGCAGUCUCCUUCCUCCAGGACAACCUGACUGCAGAUGAGAAACAGCUGUGGACCUCAUUAGGACCCAACUGGAACUCCCCUCGAUCCCAACUUAGUGUUUCUGUACCUCCAUAUUCGCCGGUGUUCCUGGACCGAUGGCAGCCUCCGGCUGUUAACUCUUCUGGUAGAUCGGUGGAAGACCCUGUUGAAUCCCAGCACAAGCAAGAGGCCUUCAGAGAGCAUCUGGAAAGACAAAGAGUUCAAGUUAGUCACACAGAGGAGCAUCACGGUGAACAAGCAGAAGAAGUGGACGGAGCCCCACCGGAGGGAGAGCGGCUUUACUGCUGCAGUUAUGAUUUUGUGGCGAGGAACAGCAGUGAGCUUUCAGUGCAGCAGGGAGAAACACUCGAGGUCCUGGAUUCGUCGAAGCGCUGGUGGAAGUGUCGGAAUCGUUACGACCAGAUUGGCUUCAUUCCCUCCAACAUUCUGGAGCCUCUGUCCGCCCUGAGCAGCACAGAGCGGGGCAGCGAGUUGCUGCGCAGAGAGUCAACGAAGACGUCCCUCUCCCCGAGGUCAAAGUACUUUUCAUAUGCUGCGCCGAGCUCAGAUGGGACCAGCCCCACCGCUACAAGCCCAACCAUGAGACCUCAGAGCAUGGUCUUGCCUUCACUGCCACUGCAGGGAGACAACGGAAAUAAAGUCCUCAUCAUGAACGACGAGCUUUUGGAACGACUGGCAGGCAAGAAAGGCUCGUCCCGUGCUCUGGUGGUGCCCCGCUCCGCCGGGAGCGCUGCCCCCCUUAACUACCACUCCUCUGCAUCAGAGGUGGAGACCUGGCUCAGCAGCAAGGGCUUCAGCCCACAAACCGUACAGAGCCUGGGGAUCUUGAACGCGGCACAACUGUUCUCCCUGAAGAAAGAGGAACUCCGAAGGGUGUCCCCGCAGGAGGGAGUGAAAGUCUACAGCCAGAUCAUGAUGCAGAAGGCCCUGCUGGAGGACGAGCGCAGGGCCACCGAACUGGAGAAGGCGAUGGAGAGGCAGAAGCAGAAGAUCGCCCUGGAAUGAGAGAUCAGACCUGAGUGGGAUCCUACAGAGAAACAGUGUGAAGAUAAUACAUGAAAUAAUGCAGCAUCGAGUGACUCUGGAGAUGAGCUGUUGUUGUUGUUCACAGGUCACUGCUCCCCCUAAUGUUUUAUAUAAAAUUAUUGCAUCAAAAAUGCCUCUGAAAUGAAUCAGAUCUGAAUGCAACAAAAUGGCUCAAGUCAAAAAUGACAUCCAGAUGAGAGGCCAGAGAUAACAUGAGGCGAAGAGGAGAGUGCAGGCAGGGUGUCGGGGGCUGGACUCCGAUCCUCACAAAACUUCAGAGCAAAAAGAGACAUGAACACCGACACGACUCCAUUUUUAUUAUUGAUCUUUAUUAAGAUACAAACACUUUCACAGUCUUUCAGAACAUCAAUUGUGCGGUAGGUAACCUGAUAUAUUUAAAAAAGUCAAGAUUCCAAGUCUGAUUUCUUCAGGGAUUGCACAAACACACAUGAUAUUCAUUCAUCUGCUAUGGUUCUUUAUGAGAGCUUCACAUUGUAACACUGAAAUUUAGACUUAAAUACAGGACUUAUUUUGAUCAUCAUGAAAACCUUUAAUUCUAAAUGUAAAAAAAAAUGAAUAUAUCACGAGUUGAAGUUUAAGAAUAGACAAAAUGAUUUUCAAGAAUUCGACAAUAUGAUUUUCAGAGGUCACACAGAACAAAGCAGGUGAUGUCUCUUGAGGCAAACAUCUUACUGCAUAUAGAGAACAAUUCAGACUG
Molecule: messenger RNA, 2444 nt
Organism: Synchiropus splendidus (mandarinfish)
Lineage: Eukaryota; Metazoa; Chordata; Actinopteri; Syngnathiformes; Callionymidae
Gene: eps8l1a
Product: eps8 like 1a
Exons: 14
Coding region: 134-1705 (523 amino acids)
Biological process (GO): positive regulation of ruffle assembly; regulation of Rho protein signal transduction; Rho protein signal transduction
Cellular component (GO): vesicle; plasma membrane; ruffle membrane
Molecular function (GO): actin binding
Source: RefSeq, a predicted model, not a curated record